This is a messenger RNA of Oncorhynchus keta (chum salmon), 6480 nucleotides long. Its product is annotated as vinculin. The coding region runs from base 231 to 3644 and encodes 1137 amino acids. NCBI's taxonomy places the organism in Eukaryota, Metazoa, Chordata, Actinopteri, Salmoniformes, Salmonidae. Gene Ontology annotation, molecular function: structural molecule activity; actin filament binding. Gene Ontology annotation, cellular component: actin cytoskeleton. The record is from RefSeq and is a predicted model, not a curated record. The transcript has 23 exons. Gene Ontology annotation, biological process: cell adhesion.
CGGUGUUCGUCUCACAAUCGCGGACAAGGGGCUGACACCGCGCAUUGCAGACCGUCCACGCUGGAAUACGCACUCCAGGAGUGGAACUAAAGAAGAAAAAGGCAUUUUGUUUGUCAAUUUUUAUUGUCGGGUAAAGACGGCGGAGGAAUAAAGCAGGAUUUUAACAGCGGGGUGUUGGAGCUGCAGCAGCCGUGUUUCAGGUCUCUUUGAGCGGGCUAACAGCUGUAACCAUGCCAGUGUUCCACACGAAGACCAUCGAGGGCAUCCUUGAGCCGGUGGCCCAGCAGAUCUCCCACCUGGUCAUCAUGCACGAGGACGGGGAGGUGGACGGGAAGGCCAUCCCGGAUUUGACCGGCCCGGUGGCCGCGGUACAAGCAGCGGUCAGUAACCUUGUCAGGGUGGGAAAGGAGACUGUUCAGACAACAGAGGACCAGGUGAUGAAGAGAGACAUGCCUCCCGCCUUCAUAAAGGUGGAGAAUGCGUGUUCUAAGCUCGUGCAGGCAGCUCAGAUGUUGAAGGCGGAUCCCUACUCUGUCCCUGCCAGAGACUACCUCAUUGACGGUUCCAGAGGAAUCCUGUCUGGAACCUCAGACCUGCUGCUCACUUUCGACGAAGCUGAGGUGCGUAAGAUCAUUCGUGUGUGUAAGGGGAUCCUGGAGUAUUUGACUGUAGCUGAGAUUGUGGAGACCAUGGAGGACCUGAUCACCUACACCAAGAACCUAGGACCAGGUAUGACUAAGAUGUCUAAGAUGAUUGAGGAGCGACAGCAGGAGUUGACCCAUCAGGAACACAGACAGAUGCUAUUCAACUCCCUGAACACUGUCAAACAACUACUGCCUGUACUCAUAUCAGCCAUAAAGAUAUUUGUAGCGACUAAGAGCACGCAUAGUGCUGGGGUGGAUGAGGCAGAGAGAAACAGAUGCUUUACGUUUGAGAAGAUGAGUGCUGAGAUUAGUGAGAUCAUCAGAGUCCUACAGCUUACCACCUGGGAUGAAGACACAUGGGCCAACAAGGACAUGGAGUGUAUGAAACGUUCUCUGGCGGUGAUAGAGGCUAAGAUGACCAUGGCGAAAGGCUGGCUCAAAUACUCCCAUGGACAACCAGGCGAGCCUGGGGAUGUAGCGGUGCGCGUGAUAUUGGAUGAGGCAGGGAAGGUAGGAGAACUGUGUGCUGGAAGGGAACGCAGAGACACACUUGGAGCAGCAAAGACUCUGGGACAGAUGACUGACCAGGUCACAGAGCUACGUGUCAGAGGACAUGGUCUGUCCCCACCAUGUGUUCAGCGGGCCAGUCAGUGUUCUCAGGGUCUGGACCUGUUGCUUGGGAAAGUGGACGGUGCCACCCACAGGCUCGAGGCUUUAACUAAAGCUAAACUGGCAUUCGCUAGGAGACUGGAUGCUGCCCAGGCAUGGCUGGCAGAUCCUAAUGGGGGUCCAGAGGGUGCAGAAAACAUCAGAGCCUUGCUGGCCAAUGCCCAAAAAAUCGCUGACCUGUGCGAAGACCUCCUCGAGAGAGACGACAUCCAGAGAUCCAUCAAUGAGAUUGCGGGGCUCACCGCACGACUAGUGGAGCUACGCAAGCGGGGUAAAGGGGACAGUCCAGAGGUGCGUGCGCUAUGUAAACUCAUUGGAGCAGCUCUCCUGACCCUGCAGGCUAAGACCAACAGAGCGGUGGCCAACAUGAGGCCUGCCAAACCAGCCAUCACUCUGCAAGGCAAGAUGGAGCAGGCCCUACGCUGGGUCAACAACCCUGGACAGGAUGACAGGGGUGUGGUGUGUGAGCGGCCACAGCACAACACAGGUCAGGCAGCAAUCCGGGGCUUGUUAUCGGAGGGCCGCCGGUUGGCUGGAGGGCUGGGGGGGCCGUAUCGGCAGGACAUGAUUGUCUGCUGCGAUCGCAAUGAGGCGCUGAUGACAUCACUGGCAGACAUAGCGGGGAGGGGAGAGGCCGAAGCCCCGCAGGCUAAAGCUACUGCUUCACAACUACAGGAAAGUCUGAAGGACUUGAAGGGUCGUAUGCAGGAAGUCAUGACCCAGGAAGUAUCCGAUGUGUUCAGUGACACCACCACCCCCAUUAAACUACUGGCUGUGUCUGCGACUGCCCCCCCAGAGGCCCCACACAGAGAAGAGGUGUUUGAUGAGCGUGCUGGUAACUUUGAGGCCCAUGCGGGUCGCCUGGGCGCAACAGCGGAGAAGGCGGCGGCCGUGGGAUCAGCUAAUAAAAACACAGUUGAGGGAAUACAGGCUACCGUUAAACACACCAGAGAACUCACUCCACAGGUGACCUCCGCAGCUCGUAUCCUGUUGAAGAAUCCAGGUAACCAGGCGGCCUACGAACACUUUGACACCAUGAAGAACCAGUGGAUCGACAAUGUAGAGAAACUCACUGGUCUGGUGGAUGAAGCCAUAGACACCAAGUCUCUGCUGGAUGCGUCUGAGGAGGCGAUAAAGAAGGACAUCGAUAAGUGUCGUGUCGCCAUAGCGAAUGUACAGCCACAGAUGCUAGUUGCCGGGGCGACCAGCAUAGCUCGGCGAGCCAAUCGCGUACUUCUGGUAGCGAAGAGAGAGGUGGAGAACUCAGAGGACCCAUGGUUCAGAGAAGCAGUGAAACGUGCAUCAGAUAUACUUAGCCACACUAUAUCACCUAUGGUUAUAGACGCUAAGGCUGUGGCCGGAAAUAUACAGUACCCAGCCCUUCAGAAGGCCUUUUUAGAUUCUUGCCUCAGAAUUCUGGCUGCUGUUGGGAAGGUCAGAGAAGCCUUCAGCCUCCCGGAACCAGACUUCCCCCCUCCACCCCCAGACCUAGACAAGCUACACGUGAGUGAUCAGGAGCAGGCCCCGCCUAAGCCCCCCCUACCAGAGGGAGAGGUGCCCCCACCCCGCCCCCCACCUCCAGAGGAGAAAGAGAGAGACAAAGAUGAAGACUUUCCAGAGCAGAAGGCAGGAGAGCUGCUCAGUGAGCCCAUGAUGGUGGCUGCUAGGCAACUACACGAUGAGGCACGCAAGUGGUCCAGCAAGCCUGAGGAAGAGGAGGGUGUAGAGGUAGAUGAUGAAGACGAGUUUACUGACGGUGAGGAUGACUAUGAGCCAGAGCUGUUAAUGAUGCCGUCUAAUGGCAAUGCAGUAAAUCAACCCAUCCUAGCCGCCGCACAAUCGCUUCAUCAGGAGGCGCGCAAGUGGUCCAGCAAGGGAAAUGACAUCAUUGCGGCGGCCAAGAGGAUGGCGUUGCUGAUGGCUGAGAUGUCUCGGUUGGUACGUGGCGGCAGCGGUAAUAAGCGGGCUAUGAUCCAGUGUGCUAAAGACAUUGCCAAAGCCUCGGAUGAGGUCACCCGGUUGGCCAAAGAGGUGGCCAAGCAGUGUACUGACCGACGCAUCAGAACCAACCUGCUGCAGGUGUGUGAGCGUAUCCCCACCAUCAGUACUCAGCUGAAGAUCCUGUCAACAGUCAAAGCCACCAUGCUGGGACGAACCAACAUCAGCGAGGAGGAGUCUGAACAAGCUACAGAGAUGCUGGUCCAUAAUGCCCAGAACCUGAUGCUGUCAGUCAAGGAGACCGUGAGAGAGGCCGAGGCUGCUUCAAUCAAGAUCCGCACCGAUGCAGGCUUCACCCUGCGCUGGGUCCGCAAGACCCCCUGGUACCAGUAACACACACUGGUGCCAACAUACACAUACAAACAAACAGGUGUAGUUUUACGGCAUACUCUGUAUGUGUAGUUAGUAGAGUACACUUAACGACAUCCCUGUUGAAAUAAGUUUGAGUUGUUAGCUCCAAAGUUCAAUUUAUCCGUUACCAUGUUAUUAUGUAGGACAACAGCUUCAAUAUAUAUUUUUUGUAUGUUGGGUUUCAAGAGUUUUUUUAGCAUGAAGAGUUUUUAUAUUUUCUAAACAUGGUGACUUCUUUUUUUACCUGUCCCAUUCUAAAUGAAUGUCACCGGCCCACUUCAACCACUGGUACACAACGAAUGGGUUCUAAAUGCCACCCUAUUCCCUAUAUGUCGCACUACUUUUGACUACAGCCCUAUGGGUCCUGAUCAAAAGUAGAGCACUACAUAGGGAAUAGCAUGUGACAUACAGUGACAGCUUUGUUUGUAUGAUGUUAAUAUGAUAUGAAGUGAGUGAUAUGCUAUUUAUUGACUUCUGGAAGCUGUCAGGCUGGCGUGUUGGUUGGUGCUCAAGAGAUGCUUCCUGUGUUUUUACUGAAUUUUAUUUGACAUGUCACAAACAUCACCAAAGACUUUGUUUUACACCACUGUAUAUGAACAUACACUAUACACUACCGUUGGAAAGUUUGGAGUCACUUAGAAAUUUUGCCAAUUAAAAUAACACAAAAUUGAUCAGAAAUACAAUGUAGACAUUGUUAAUGUUUUAAAUGACUAUUGUAGCUAAAAACGGCAGAUUUUUUUAACGGAAUAUCUACAUUGGCGUACAGAGGCCCAUUAUCAGAAACCAUCACUCCUGCGUUCCAAUGGCACAUUGUUAGCUAAUCCACGUUUAUCAUUUUAAAAAUGCUAAUUGAUUAUUAGAAAACCCUUUUGCAAUUAUGUAAGCACAGCUGAAAACGGUUGUGCUGAUUUAAAGAAGCAAUGAAACUGGCCUUCAUUAGACUAAUUGAGUAUUUGGAGCAUCAGCAUGUGUGAGUUUGAUUACAGGCUCAAAAUGGCUCGAAACAAAACUUUCUUCUGAAACUCGUCAGUCUUAUUGCUUAAGGCCAGACUUAAGGCCAGUUUUAUUGCUUUCUUAAUCAGGACAACAGUUUUCGGCUGUGCUAACAUAAUUGCAAAAGGGUUUUCUAAUGAUCAAUUAGGCUUUUAGCUAACACAACGUGCCAUUGGAACACGGGAGUGAUGGUUGCUGAUAAUGGGCCUCUGAACGUCUAUGUAGAUAUUCCACAAAAAAAUCUGCCGUUUCCAGCUACAAUAGUCGUUUACAACGUGUCUAAACUGUAUUUCUGAUCCAUUUGAUGUUAUUUUAAAUGGACAAAAAACGUGCUUUUCUUUCAAAAACGAGGACAUUUCUAAGUGACUCCAAACUUUUGAACAAUAGUGUUUAUACAAAAGUAUGUGGACACCCCUUCAAAUUAGUGGGUUUGGUAUAUUUCAGCCACACCCGUUGCUGGCAGGUGUAUAAAAUCGAGCACACAAUCAUGCAAUCUCCAGAGACAAACAAUGGCAGUAGAAUGGCCUUACUGAAGAGAUCAGUGAUUUUCAACGGGCACCGUCAUAGGAUGCCACCUUUCCAACAUGUCAGUUCAUCAAAUUUUUGCCCUGCUAGAGCUGCCACGGUCAACAGUAAGUGCUGCUAUUGUGAAGUGGAAACGUAUAGGAGCAACAAAGGCUCAAUGGUAGGCCACACAAGCUCACAGAACGGUAACACAGAGUGCAGAGGCGCGUAAAAAUUGUGUGUCCUUGGUUGCAACACUCACUACCGACUUCUAAACUUCCUCUGGAAGCAUUGUCAGCACAAGAACUGUUCGUCGGGAGCUUCAUGAAAUGGGUUUCCAUGGCCGAGCAGCACAAGCCUAAGAUCACCAUGUGCAAUGCCAAGUGUCGGCUGGAGUGGUGUAAAGCUUUCCGCCAUUGGACUCUGGAGCAGUGGAAACGCGUUCUCUGGAGUGAUGAAUCACGCUUCACCAUCUGGCAUUCUUGAUGGCCGAAUCUGGGUUUGCUGUUUCCCAAGAAAGAGCUACAUGCCCCAAUGCAUAGUAUCAACUGUAAAGAUUGGUGGAGGAGUAAUAAUGGUCUGGGGAAGUUUUCCAAAGUUCGGGCUAGGCCCCUUAAUUCCAGUGAAGGGAAGUCUUAACGCUACAGUAUUCAAUGCCAUUCUAGACGAUUCUGUGCUUCCAACUGUGUGGCAACAGUUUGUAGAAGGCCCUUUCCUGUUUCAGCAUGACAAUGCUCUCAUGCACAAAGCAAGGUCUAUACAGAACUGGUUUGUCGAGAUCGGUGUGGAAGAACUUGACCCCAUCGGACACCUUUGGCAUGAAUUGGAACGCCAACUGCGAGCCAGGCCUAAUCACCCAACAUCAGUGCCCGACCUCAAUCAUGCAUGCUCUUGCGGCUGAAUGGAAGCAAGUCCCCGCAGCAAUGUUCCAACAUCUAGAGGAAAUCCUUCCCAGAAGAGUGGUGGCUGUUAUAGCAUCAAAGGAAGGACCAACUCCAUUUUAAUGCCCAUGAUUUUGUAAUGAGAUGUUUGAUGAGCAGGUGUCCAUAUACUUUUGGUCAUGUAGUGUAUGAUAGGACUUUCUGACAACCUUAAAAGCACAAUUAAUGCAGAUGUAAAGAUCAAGUUAGAAAACACUGAAUGUACUCAAGUUUAUUAGAACCUUGUUUUCUGGAGUUCAAAAAGACAAUUAAAUAAGAUUGUUUUGCAGUGUGAUUGUGACACUGAUUAGAUUAUUAUUUUCUGUAUGUUCCAUGUAACAGUUGAACUGUUAGUUUGGUACUUUUUCAUGAGUGAACACUAAAGCCAAUCUUUACAGUUA